AUGGCGGCGCCGGGCACGGCGGAGCAGCGCUGGCUGCGGGAGGUUCAGGACUUCGCUCGCCGGGCGCUCCCGGGGCCGGACGGGCAGGAGCCAGCUGCGCUGGAAGCGGUGCUGCGGUGCCUGCGGAGUGCGGGCGGCGGGGCGCUGCCGCUCGGCUACAGUUUCAUCUCCAUCUCUGACCUGCAGCAUCAGCAGCGUAUACCCUGCUGCACCCACCUGACCUGGAGUAGUAACGAAUAUAAAGAAUGGGCUCAUCAAGGACAAGGUGCUUUACCCACGCACAGAGCUUUGCCAAGGACUUACCUGAUCUUGGUUGGCUAUUUAACAGAUGGAAGGCAAGAGAACAAAGAAAAGUUGGUAGAUGGUUGCCUAUAUGUGAAGGACAAUACUGGGAUAAUUCCAUGUGAGCUCCUGCAUUUUGAACUUGAGUGGCUGGAGUCGCUGUUCCUCUUCCCAAGCUGGUCAUAUAUACCACAGACAGACCAGAGUGCAGCAGGAUACUUGGAAAUCCUGGAGGAUCCAGUGCCAGUAAACGCCCCCAAGGAAGUACUGCACAGCGUUCCAGUCACCUACUCACCAUCAGCUGAGCCACUGCUAACCUCCAGGAUUCCAUGUAGGAAAAGAUCAAAGCUUACUGUAGCAGGUGAAUUGAUCAGACUGGGGCCUCUCCUUUGUGUUCGCAACAAGACUUUCUUCUUUCUGUUUCUAAAGUGCUUCGCCUCAGGUAUUCAUGUCCCUGUGCUGGUGCAGGAACCCAGCCAGCUGGCAUGGCAUCAUAUCCUUCAGUUGGGUCACAGGUACACAAUAACAGGCCUGAGUAUGUCCAGACUGAAGAAAUCUGGACAAAAGACGUUUGUCACUAGUGUUCCUUCCUGCCUUUUACCCUACUGUGCAGAGCAUAUGAGGGAGCAGCCACUGAACAGUACUUGGCAAGAAGAAUCCACUCAGUCUUCUUCCCUUGAGACUGCUGAGCAGCUCAGUGGCUCCUUGGCACUGGGAGUUGAAGAGGAGAGGCCAAGAUCAACCAAAGAGUCCAAGAUCAUCUCCUAUGUGGGAGUUGUCACCAAAAUACUCAAUGUCCAAGCGGGUCUGUUUUUACUGGAUAACCAAGUCUGCUUGUGCCUUGCUUACCUGCCAGUGUUGAAAUCUGCACGUGGACUCCGGCCGGGAGCAUGUGUGGAACUCAUCGAUGUCCACCUUCUGCAGAAGCCUCUGGUAUCCUUCCCUUUCAUUGUACUUGGUGCUUGCCUGAGCAGCACUGUUGUGCUGAAGAGUUUCUCAAGGCUCAGCACUCCCUACCAGCCACCAGCCUCUUCAGGAAAUCUGUGCUUACAGCUCCUCUUCCGCUACAAUCUUGGUAUACCGCUCUACCUCUGGCUGGUGAACCUCCUGGAGGCCUUUGAGGAGAGGUUUUCUUGUUUUUUCGGGCACCAUCGUCUGCUUAGCUGUACUCACCAAAACCCAGGAGCUGCUGAAAAGUUCCUUGUCCCCCUUCUGCAAGCUAUGAUGCCAGACAGAGAGGAAACAAGAGAUAUUUAUAAUGAAAUUCUAGCAAAAGUACACCAUUGUCCCCUGCAGAAAUAUUUUACUCUGGACCCCCCAUGCCAGGCCCCAUCUCUGUCUGCAGUUUGCCGUGUGGCAGAACAGAAGAGCUGGGAAGGCUUCAGUCCAUCACAGUUGCUCUCUCCCUUGGAGGCACAGCAUUUGGGCACCCAGGAGCUGAAUCGCAGACUGGCCUGGUCCUACUGCACACUCUCAGCAGGAAGUUUCCAGCCCAGACUGAUACUACUGGGUGUGCUGAGGGUCUCCUCCAGGAGCAGUUCCCUCCAGCUGCAGGACAAGAGCAGCACACUUCCCUGUGUGAUAUCCCAGAAGGAUGGUAGUCCCUUUGCCAAUACAGCUCUCAUAGGGUCACUCUUGCAGGUGGAGAACUACCAACUUGUAGUGGAGAGAUUCCUUCAGGCUGAUUUUCCCUCCUGGGAGCACCUGGAAAAUCUGGAGCAUGUGAGGGAGAAAAAAAACAGUGUCUAUGUGCAGUUCUACUUUGAGGACGUUCAGGUUCUCCAUGCUGCUGGAGGACGACUCCAGAAAGGCCUUAGGAGUGAAAACCGCUCCUCUUUGAGGAAGAAGAAAGACAGCAGUGUAACACCUGAGCUGGAAGCUCCUGAGGCAAAAGUGCUGAAAUUGGAGGAUCCCAAGGCAGAUACUCACAGAGAUGAGAACUGUCAGGAGGGGCAGAGCAGCACUGGAACAACCAGCUGUGUAUCUCACCUGUUCUUGGUUACCCAGAAAGAGGGGCUUAUGUUACGCAAUUACCAACCACCCAGAGAAGAUGGAGAAGGACAGGAGCUGCAGCGCAGUUUCCAAGCCACAGUGCUGUGGCUGGGCAGACCUCGGCUGUGGAGCCACCCCAGAGAAAUUGGGAACCUACUGGAGCUGGAGGACAUCAGUUGUGAUGGAGAAGAGGGCAUGACACAGCAAGAAGCACUGCUCCUCUUCAUGGGAAAGUCUCUACGAUGGUUUCCAUUUCUGCACCAGGAUGGACUGUAUCGCUUCAUUGUGCCCUGCUGCUCGGACUUGGAAGUGUUUGACAAGCUCUGUUUUCCACCUGUACCACCAACGUUCCUGACCAGGCCAUCCUGCCCCCUGUGCCUACCUGUCCAAGAUACCUGGCACUUACAGCAUGAGACCUGGCUCUCCUGUUUGCCUGAACGCCAGCUGGCAGCCAGGAUGGCGCUGACAGGCAUGGACCAGAGAAUUUUCUCCAUUCCAGAAGUGCUUAGCAAUAGUUUUACAGGUUCCCUUGUUUCUUUCUCUGGUGAGAUAGUGGAGAGGACCUUGUGUGCCUCUCCCAAGAAUGAAAAGCCAUCUGUGACUGUUCGCCUUCCAAGGCAAAAAGGGAACCUGCUAACCAGUGAUCACAGUGUGAAGCUCAGCGUCGCAGUUGCUUCAGGCUCCCCUGUUGUGAUGGACGUUUACAUUACUGCCACCUAUCUGCAGCAUCUCUGGGGUUUGCUACCUGGAGCCAAGAUCCUCUUCCAGAACUUGGAACGCAAAAUCUCAAGAUUUCAUAAUGUUUAUUGCACAUACAUUGCCUGCAGCUGUGUGAGCAUCAUAUCUCUGCCAGCUUCUCACCUACUGUUUUCUUCCAGUCCUGCCGGAGAAGCCUCAUGCCCCUCACUAGUGUUCCUGUCCAACUUACGACCUCACCUGCAAAACCAACCCCGGGCACGGAUUUUAUGCCACUUGUCCUGUGUACUGGCUGUGUACCUGCAGUGGGUUUGCUCACUUUGCAGCAGCAUUUUCAAGGAGGGGAGGUGCACCCGACACAAUCCACCAUGUCCAUCACACACAGGAGUGAGACAAGCCAGUGCACGGGUGCUGGUGGAGGAUGGAACGGGUGAAGCUGUGGUGCUGUGCAGGAACGAACACGUGGCAGCAAUGCUGGGCCUGAGCCUUCCCGAGUGGGAAGCUCUGCAGAACUGUGUGCGGAGCAGGGGCAGCGUGUCCAUUCAGCAUGGGGAGGCUACUGGCACGGGGUGUCUAGAGGAACCUGAGGAUCUUGUUGCUUGCUACCUAAGGAGUCUGUGCAGAAGUCCUCUCAUCUGUCGCCCUAUCCUGCUGGAUUUCAGCCUAGACAGGAAGCCCUCCAAGAUCCUGCAGCCUGCUCCACCGCAGCUGAGAAAUUUUCGGUGUGGUGAAGUGGAGUUCGUGUCACAAGUGGGACCUCGUCUGAGCCUGCUUUGCCUGAAUGUGGAAGAAGUGGAACAAGAUGCCUUAAGCUAUCUGAACAGUGAGAGGAUUAGGAGGACAUCAAGUUACUGCUGAGUGAGAGACACUGUUUAACGUCUCUCCCACUGGGAGAAGAAUUAUGGAAAUACGUGCUGGGAUUGGAAGCUUUUCUUAUCUCCUUUCCAGUGGGAGCACAGGCCUGUAAGCACAGGGUGAGGGGCGCAAUCAGGAAAGUGCUGUGACUUGCAGAAUUCCUGAAUGGUCCUUCUGGACCGUUGUCCACCACUGCUACUGGGCUACGUUUUGGAAGAGAGAUGUUCAAUGCUUCCUAGGUGAUCGCCGUUGCCUUGGGCCUUGGGCACACAAUGUGUGUAUUUUAUAUGGUAGUAUCUACUAAAUAAAGCUAUUAAAAUACUAUUUCAAAAACACUGUGUCUAUUUUAGUAUUAAGGUUUACUUGCUGGAUGGGGAAUGAGCCAGAACAUCGAUCCUUGAUUUAUGAGCCAGAGACAGGCAUUUUGUAGAUAGCAAAACUAUACAGCUGCCACAAGUUAUGGUCUUCUUAACCUAAUUGAAAUUAUUAAAAUUACACUUCUGAAGUAUUUCCUUCAAGAAGAGAAGGGAAGUGAAUCAGUUACUGUAUGGAGACCAAAUCAUGGUACUAAAUCACAAGAUUAUUUGGAUGUGGCAGCUUAAACAGCAGCCUGAACAUUACAUGGGGCUGGUAAGAAGAGGCAGGCAGUGGGCUGUGAUACAGGCUCACAGCAUACCCCAGGCUUGCCCAUCUAUUCCUAAUCAGGAAGGAGUUGCCAUGGCAGUGCCAGUAUCCAUGGUGGCAUGGCAGAGUAGCCAAUACGACAUAUAGGACAUCACCACCUGAAGAGAUUACUCUCCCUUCCGCUUGCAUUGAUGACUGAGUGUUCUGCACUCGCUUUUGGCAAAAUAGCACCCACAUCCUUCAUCUUGUUCUCCAGGCUAGUAAAUUCCACGUGCCGUUACUUCCCUGCCUUAACUCAAUGUGCAGUACUGACAGCACGUUUGAGCAGCUACUGUCUGGGGUUUUGUUUACUCAGUGUUUCCCAUCUGCCUUUCUCUCUUUCCUCUUAGUUUGAGCUACGUAUUAAAUGUUAGGCAGUGGGUUUAUUGGGCGUGUGUAAAGUAUCUUCCCUCUCAAAGCCUGCUGUCCACUUCUGAGACCAAGGCAUGAGUGACACAAGACCUGACUGUGUCACUGACCAUGCAAUAAAGUUCUGAGACGCCAUCCUGAAAGAGGUCUAUGUAAGUUUUGCUGUGACAGCCUUAUUUUCUGUAGGUGCUUUCUGCAAAACAGUAAAGACUUUGCUAAAGCUUACCUACCACCCUCCAGAAACAAAACAAAACAAAAAAAACCCCACAAAAAUAAACUAUCUCAGCCUGAGGAAAAGUCUGACUGUAAGUGAUGGAAGAUGAAGAGAUCAAAAUCUGAUUAAAAAGUGCAACUGAAAAUAAUAUGUUUAACAGAGAGUUUAACAGGCAGUUCUACAGAAAUAGAUAAGAAGUGUCAGGUAACGCUUAUUUA
Empidonax traillii (willow flycatcher) is the source of this 5289-nucleotide messenger RNA. It is a transcript of the gene CTC1, whose product is annotated as CST telomere replication complex component 1. NCBI's taxonomy places the organism in Eukaryota, Metazoa, Chordata, Aves, Passeriformes, Tyrannidae. Gene Ontology annotation, molecular function: telomeric repeat DNA binding; single-stranded DNA binding. The transcript has 24 exons. Gene Ontology annotation, cellular component: CST complex. The coding region runs from base 1 to 3828 and encodes 1275 amino acids. The record is from RefSeq and is a predicted model, not a curated record. Gene Ontology annotation, biological process: positive regulation of DNA replication; telomere maintenance via telomere lengthening.